Fusarium coffeatum is the source of this 3276-nucleotide messenger RNA. RefSeq lists its product as uncharacterized. Gene Ontology annotation, molecular function: DNA-binding transcription factor activity; transcription cis-regulatory region binding. The record is from RefSeq and is a predicted model, not a curated record. Bases 1 to 3276 code for a protein of 1091 amino acids. Gene Ontology annotation, biological process: regulation of DNA-templated transcription. The transcript has a single exon. Lineage: Eukaryota; Fungi; Ascomycota; Sordariomycetes; Hypocreales; Nectriaceae. Gene Ontology annotation, cellular component: nucleus.
AUGUCAUCGAACGGCACCGGUAGCAGCAAGUGGCCUGACUUUCGGCUAGCAUCUACUCUGCGGUCUCUUGUGCCUGGCUUACAACCCAAAAGGCCAGAUAAGCAAAACAACGACAACGCCGCUGGUCACGACCACGACCACGACCACGACAACAAGCAGCAGCACGAGAGCGAACCCCAAAACGAGCUUCAUGAAGAUCUAAAUCCACCAUCCAGGAUGGCCCACGAAAAUAUGGAAACCGAGGACCAGCCAAUUGAUGGUAUUGGAGGGUUGAAUAGCUACAACAACGAUGUUCAGGCUGGUUCAGACAAUGAUGACCAGGAUCAAGACUUCGGCGUGCUCGAAAUGUUCGAUAGCAACGCGACACAAGCUCCCUACUCAUCCCAGCUUAACAAUGCAUCUUACGACGAGAAAGCACCCGAGGCACUCAUGACAGAAGAGGCGCCUUCCUCCCAAACACGAAAGCACAAGCGUGAUAAGAAGGAACGCAAACGGAAAAGCACAAGUGACGACGCAUCUCUCCAACUUUUGACGGAAGAAGACUCCUCGCGCAAACAGAGAAAGUCCAAGAAAAAUUCAGCGCAAGUAGCCGAGAUACCUGAUAGCCUUGCCGAAAAGAACUCCUCGAACGCAUUUCAAUCUCUGCCCCAGCAGAUUUCAGCCGUCGAUCUUUAUGAUGAUGGUGCUACUCCUGCUACUCCUGUUACGCAGGCGAAACGCAAGCGCAAUUCUUCCGAUUCCACAGAUGGCAAAGAGCGCAAAAAGCGUAGAUCACGCGACGAUGGAGUCGCCGCUGAGUCUCAAGAUAUCGUGCCAGAAACUCAAGAAGGCGCCCAGAGUACAUUGGAAGGAGCGAACACUCGCGACUCUCCAGCUGCAUCGUUUUCGCGUACUCGGAACGCGCCUCGUCUAGGUGCCAUCGAUGAUGACGUUGCAGAUGAUCCCCCAGAAUUGCCACGGUCACGAGAGGGUAGUGCCGCUCCCGACGAGAUGGACUUGGACGUUUCGACUGCACAGGGAGAGCAAGAAGAAAAAGGCAGUGGACCAGUCGAGCCCCGUGAAGUCAAUGGGUCACAAAACACUCACAAUGAAGAUGUUGAGAGAAUGGCCCGAGAAGCGUGGAAUGAGCAUGUCAUCAAUGCGCAGAACAACACCAACACCCAGGACUCAGCAGACCAGCACGAUAAGAUUGAGAUUCCCACAUCUGCACAACGUCAACAGACAACUCAGGAUGUGUACGAUAUUCCGGGAAGUCCUCUACAAACCCCGGACGCGCCCAUCGCAAGCGCAAAGAAAUCGCGGACCGCAUCAGCUAAGACAAAGAAGGCCAAGCCCACAUUCUUUGAAAAGUCGCCGUCUCCUGAUCAAGAUGAUCUCGCCCCUUUAGCAUCGCCCUCUGCCACAACACAGGCACCUCCAAAGCGUGCUAAGAAAGCUUCGAACCGUAAAAAGUCUGAGGCUAAUGUGCCUCGUUCAAUGCAGGCGGGACAGGAUGAGGAAGAGCCAAGAGCAGCAGGUGCACGCCGUGAUCGAACGGACAACCAUACCAAGGGACGUUUCAGUGAAGAAGAACUCGGCCGUAUCGCAAAAGCAGUUGAGGCCUAUCGUUCUGCCAACGAUAUGGAACAGUAUCAGCUGAACACGAUGAUCCAUGCGCCUGGAGGCACGGCCGCUGGUGAAGAGCAUGCCGCUUUUUGGGACCGAAUCUUUGCAACUUGCCCAGACCGUCACCGACAGAAAAUUAUCAACAUUACCCGAAAGAAGUUUCAUAACUUCGUCGCUCGUGGCGCCUGGACUACCGAACAAGAUCAGGAGCUUCGUGAUCUGAUUGAGACCAACGGCAAGAAGUGGUCCAAGAUCGCGGGUAUCAUCAACCGCCACCCUGAAGAUCUCCGAGACCGUUACCGCAACUACAUCAUUUGCGGAGCCAGUCAGCAAAAGGAUAGAUGGACAGAGGAAGAAGAACAAAAGCUGGUUGAGGUUGUCAUGCAUACCAUCGAUGCAAUAGACCAACAACGACACGACAAUCCAAAUGACACGAGGUUCCAGAGGCCGUACGUGGAGCUUAUCGACUGGCAAACGAUUAGCGAGCAGAUGGGAAGAAAACGCAGUCGCCUCCAGUGUAUGACAAAGUGGAAGGCCAUGAAUAUCAAAACUCACGUCAAGGACCAGCUGGCAUCUGCUGCACCCGACGCCUCCAUCACUUUCCGCCUGGAGAAGGCGCGCCGUCAAAUCGCUGCCAUGCCUGAUGAAGAACGCUAUCGUAUGGUCUUGGCCAUUCACAACUCAUCGGCGCGAAUCGAGUCCAAGAUUCCUUGGCAACGACUUGUUGAUAAAACCUUCCGCGCCAGCUGGCAUCGACCUACACAGAUGCUUUUGUGGCGACGCCUGAAGCGCACAGUACCUGGCUUUCAAGAGAAGAGUGUACGCGACUGCGCAACAUAUCUGAUGGAUCUUUACAGCCAGACCGGCGAGCUCCCGAAUGUAGAGGACACUCUCUACGACGAUGCAGAAGAAGUGGAGUUCGUGAACAGUAUUCCGAUCGGUCAGAUCAACAGUAGCACACCCGCAAAUGGCCAGAAUAUCAGUGCCGAAUACAUCACCGAGGCUGACGAGGAUGGAGACGAGUACCAGGCUGGUGAAGAGGCAGAUGAGCACCAGACUGGCGAGUACGGUAUGGUCGACGAGAACAUUCAGCCCGACCUGCCUAUUGCACCCAUGGAAGAUUACAGCCCUGCUCCAACGGCAUCAAUGGACCCGGUUGCACCAGUCGCGGAUCUAGCACCUAUGGAACCUGCUGAAAUGGUUGACCCAGCUCUCUCUGCCGAGCCCAUGCCACUCGAAGAGAUCGAAGAGGAGGUGCCGCCCAGCGUCGAAGAGCAGGGACUCAUCAACAAGCCUGUGGGCACUCCUGUGUUUGCCGAGCCAGCGCCUCCCAAGGCCACUCGGGUGGCAAAGAGAACAGGUUUUGGCAAAGCCAAGCCGCCGAAAGCUCCACGAAAGUCGUCAGCUCGAUCUACACCAGUCAAGUCCACACCGACCAGACGUUCUACAAGGCGUGCCGCAGCUCCGUCUCAAGACCCCAUCGAGGAUUCCGAAGGAACACAACCUUCUGCUCCCGCAGAUGAUGAUUCUGAAGUCGAAGACGCCAAGACACGCAAACGAAAGACGCCUAGCAGGUUCCGGUCCACUACCACUACCGAGCUACCCACUGCCGCUGACGACUCGGACAGUGUGAUGGACGACAUGGAAGACAUGCCUGCACGCAUCAGAUAA